GCUCACCUAUCGACAUGGAAAAGACUCCCAGCAAAUGGGGAAGCAUUCUCAACAGCCCGUUUGUUGAAGAUGGCUUCCUAUGGCUUUGACCACUCUCUCCUUUGCCCACUCUCCCCAUUCUCCUGCUCCGGCAAAUUCAAAUUUCCCGCCAAAACUCCACUCUCAACUGUCGAAUUUUGUGCCAAAGCUUCCAAGUCUUCCUCCGUCGCCACCACCGCCAUCGAAGAUUCGAAUCAACCCUGCUUUGGUGUUUCAUAUGGACGAAGGGAACUUAUAGUCAUAUCCACACUACCAUUUCUUCUUCCCGUGCACGAGUCUAUGCAGAAAUUUGGUGUAAAGGCUGCAGAGUUAGGUACUACUGAAUAUCUGCUAAUGAAAGAGGAGGUAAGGAAGGUUUUGUCGAAGGGCAAGGCUGCUGGUGUACUUCGCCUUGUUUUUCAUGAUGCUGGGACCUUUGAAAUGGAUGAUAAUUCAGGUGGCAUGAAUGGUUCCAUUGUGUAUGAACUUGAUAGACCAGAAAACACAGGUCUAAAAAAAUCUUUGAAGAUUCUAGAGAAAGCGAAGAGUGGAGUGGAUAUGGUACAACCAGUAUCAUGGGCAGACAUGAUUGCUGUGGCUGGAGCUGAAGCAGUUUCAGUAUGCGGUGGUCCAAAAAUCCCAGUUCAGUUAGGCAGAUUAGACUCAAUGGCACCUGAUCCUGAAGGGAAACUUCCUGAAGAAUCUUUGGAUGCUUCUGCCUUGAAGCAAUGCUUUCAAAGAAAAGGCUUAGCAACACAAGAACUUGUUGCAUUAUCUGGAGCUCAUACUCUUGGAGGUAAAGGUUUUGGAAAUCCAACUGUUUUUGACAACUCAUAUUUCAAGAUACUUCUGGAGAAGCCAUGGAAGUCUUCAGAUGGUAUGUCAAGUAUGAUCGGGCUUCCUUCAGACCGUGCACUUGUUGAGGAUGAUGAAUGCUUAAGAUGGAUCACAAAGUACGCCAACAAUCAGAACAUGUUUUUUGAAGAUUUCAAGAAUGCCUACAUCAAACUUGUGAAUUCUGGUGCAAGGUGGAAGAAUUUAUGAUUAUUCCUGAACAACAACGUUUCAACAGAACUCAAACUCAUAACAGAGGCUGCCUCCACACGGUAUAAUGAAAGGAAGCUAGAAGAGCUGGAAAGUGGUUAUUAAGGAAGUAUCCAUAUUAUGCAGCAAAGUGAUGGUAUGUACCAAUCUUGAACCAUUUUUGAUACCCACUUGAAUUGAGCUACUAAUCUUAAUUGUUAUAAAGGGUUUUGAAUGUUGUCCUUGCCCACAAGAAAAAUGAGAAUGUCUUUUCCCACCAAAUAUUUGGUGCAGCAUUUAGUAAACAAUCAUACCUA
This is a messenger RNA of Vitis riparia (riverbank grape), 1358 nucleotides long. Its product is annotated as putative L-ascorbate peroxidase 6. Bases 70 to 1062 code for a protein of 330 amino acids. The transcript has 11 exons. The record is from RefSeq and is a predicted model, not a curated record. Lineage: Eukaryota; Viridiplantae; Streptophyta; Magnoliopsida; Vitales; Vitaceae. Gene Ontology annotation, molecular function: peroxidase activity; heme binding. Gene Ontology annotation, biological process: hydrogen peroxide catabolic process; response to reactive oxygen species; cellular response to oxidative stress.